AUGAAGCUGACGUUUGUUAUUAAUUGGAUGGUUGUGAGUUGUAUUGACUGGACGAAAAUAAAGUGCUCAGAUCCGAAGAAAUGCGAAGACUUGCAGUACAGACUCAAAACUUUCCAUGAUAGCCUAAACGAUUUGGAAGAUAUCUACAGCGGCUACGAAAACGCAUUCCGUCCAGCUGAGAAGAAUGACGCGACCGUGAAGAACAUGCUUCGCUAUCUCAAUCGCGUUUAA
Messenger RNA from Oikopleura dioica, 231 nucleotides. The record is from the annotation of a GenBank genome assembly. NCBI's taxonomy places the organism in Eukaryota, Metazoa, Chordata, Appendicularia, Copelata, Oikopleuridae.